Molecule: messenger RNA, 1062 nt
Organism: Acanthosepion pharaonis
Lineage: Eukaryota; Metazoa; Mollusca; Cephalopoda; Sepiida; Sepiidae
Source: the annotation of a GenBank genome assembly
AUGGUAACGGAUAUUCCAAUAGAUGAGGCGCUAUCCUUCUUGAAGUAUUAUUCAGAAUGGUAUACUGGAAUCCAUGGUUAUGUAGCAGCCAUUAUUUGCAUUCUGGGUGUUCUUGCGAAUAUCCUGAAUAUUAUCGUUCUCACAAGAAAGAAUAUGAUUUCGCCGGCAAACAUUAUUCUCACAGGUUUAGCCAUCUCUGACGGUUUGACUAUGGCAAUAUAUUUUCCAUUUGCCCUUCAUCAAUAUGUAAUAUACGGAACAGAAACAUCAGAAGCGCGAAACACCCUUAGCGCUGCACGAUUUCUUUUCGCUUAUGCCAUUUGCAGUGUUGUCGUGCAUUCAAUUUCAAUUUGGUUAACAGUCACGUUGGCCCUAUUUCGCUAUAUCUUCAUCAAAUACCCCCGGCAGAGUACCUACCUGUGCACGAUCCAGAGGGCCCAACUCUCCGUUGUUGUGGUUACAAUAGUCACUACUGUUGUAUGCAUGCCAAACAGCGCAACACUUAAGAUUCAACAGCAAACUGGCAACACCUCCACUAUUUGGUAUAUCAAAUAUAAGGAAAACAGCGAAGCUGAGAAAAUCUCUCGAACCUUGAAUUUUUGGGUUCAGGCCAUUCUUCUGAAGUUAGUACCUUGCGUCUUCCUAACUGUUCUGAGCAUUCUUCUGGUGAAAGCCAUGAAAGACGCCGAAAAGCGACGCAAACGAUUGCAGAGCCGGAGCGGGAGAACGGAAGACGAUGGCGGGCGAGAAAGGAAAACGAAUCGAACAACCAAGAUGCUUUUAGCUGUGGUUGUUCUGUUUCUCGUCACAGAAAUCCCCCAAGGUGUUUUGAAUAUUCUCAGUGGUUCUAUGCCUUCCUUCUUUACGCAGUACUAUUAUAUUUUCGCUGAUACUUUGGACAUUCUGACGUUACUCAACAAUGGCAUCAAUUUCAUUCUUUAUUGCACCAUGAGCAAACAAUUUCGAGACACUUUUAUCAGAAUAUUCUUCAAGACAUUCAUCGUGCAAGAUCGUCAAUUGCAACUCGUGUCUCCACAGGCAACCCGAUACACUGAGGUCUGA